AUGAAUGCCUGGCUCACUGACGCCGCGACUGCGAAUAUCCCUACCCACGAUAAUGGCACCUUCUCCAAUAACCCUACUAUCGAUCCUUCAAUGGCCUUCCUCCACCAUCAGUCCCCUCCUGCCCAGUUCCAGCGCAUGUUCAACAACAGUGGCGCCCCCCAGAACAUGUCUCCUGGUUUCCAUAACCCGGCCUCCGUGAUCCCGUCCAAAAGACCUCGUCCCGAUGAUGGCAUGUCCAUGUCUCCCAGGCCAGCACCCGGUGGCUUGCCAAAUUCCCGUUCGCAUACUCCCCAAGUGCCUUAUCCGGGAUAUCAGGGACAACAGAUCAAUGGCGCGUCGCAAUUUCCCCAGCCGCAGCAUGCUCCAACGCCCUAUCAACAUCUCCAGCAAGGGGGCUCUGCCAAUGCCAGUCCAUCUCCAAUCCUUCAGGAAUUUGAUCAACAAGGUGUGCAGGGUGUACAGGGCGUGCAGGGUGUGCAAGGCGUGCAACGGAUGCAGACUGCGUCUCCCAGUCCCUUUUCACCUGCUGGAAUGCAUGUCGUGCCGCAAAUAUCUCCUUCACAUUCAGAUCAUGGCAGUCGCGUCAAUACCCCGCAGAGUAACAGCUUCCCCCAGGGCCAACCUUAUGGCCAGGUUGUCGCUCCUCCUCAUUUCUCCCAAUCUCCCGCAAUGACGUCCGCUAGCAUGCAUCCUGCUAUCCAGGCGCAAUUGAACCAGAACAACGCUGGCCAUCUCCCGCAAGGUUACCCGCAACAGCAACAAAUGUCUUCGCAACAGCGGCUGUAUCAGAUACAGCUACAAAACCAAGCGCGUCAGAUGCAGGCGGCCGCUGCUGCUGCUGCCUCUUCUCCUGCUGGCGUAGUUGGACGGCCCAUGGGCGCUGGGGGUCCAACACCUAUGCCACAUUCCCAUAUGGCUGCUAUGCGACAACUGCAGCAGAGCAUGGGAAAACCAUUGAAUGCAGACGGAUUUCUUCAAACACUGCAGCGAUUUUGGCUCUCCCGUGGUCAACCUCAAGUAAACCUUGCUCCUAUCGUUAGUGGGCGACCGCUCAAUCUCAUGCAGCUAUAUGCGAUUGUCAUGAAGAUGGGCGGGUCUAAGAAGGUUACCGCGACGAAUUCAUGGCCCAUAGUAGCUCAACAAUUACAGUUCCCUCCCAUGCAGUACCCAACGGCAGUACAAGAAAUCAGCGAACAUUACAUGAGGAUCCUUGCGCAAUACGAGCAAGCGUGGUUAUCAUCUCAACAAAAGCAGUUCCCCGAUCAAAUGCAUGGUAGUCCGCAGCGGGAUGCCAGCGAAGGUGCUAUAAGUGUUAACCCGCAACAAAUAUCACCACCUGUCAAGCAGCAACCACCCAUGGGCAACCAUAAUAAUUCUUUCGACAUGGGCCAGCAAUUCUCCUCAGUUCCUGCGCAGGCGCCGCAGAUGCAACCGCAUAACCAUGCGCAGCCUAUGCCAGUAAACGGGUUCUCGACACCCGUCCAAUCCAAAUCCCAACAGAGACAUGUAAAUCACCAGCAACGAUCGAGCUUGUCCCGACCUCCUGAGUCGAUGUCGCCCAACGGGCGGGUUGCGCAGUUUUCUGCAUCGCCCAUCCAGACGGAGAAAAAGUCAGUUCCUAAAACAACAAAAUCCCAGCACGGUGGUGACGAUGGUGUUGUCGAGGAGCCACCAAGCACAUCAUAUCGUCGUCCUAUUGAGGAUCCUUUCAAGCCUGUUAUAUUUCCUGAAAGUCAAUACCAUGGACCUAUUUUUGUGGAAGAGAUAUUUCAAUUAGGAGAGGAAAUUAUUCGACUAAAACCUAAUAUACCUAGCUUUUAUGAAUUGGGCGUAAUCGACAUUCACGCAUUGACCAUGAGCAUUAAAUCUGGAAUUCAUGCAGAAAUGCGAAUGGCAUUAGACACUUUAACGGUCAUAUCGAAUGAGCGAUCAAUCCAGGUCUCACUAGAAAACUGCGAAGAUUUGGUCGAGGCUUUGAUUGAGUGUGCGGAGGAACAAGCUGAGCUUCUGGCUGAAAACGCAGCUGAAGUUUCUGAUGUCAUGCUCUUACCCUCGUAUGAAGAGGUCCUUCGUGGCUGUCGACAGGAGAUGGAAAUGCUACUCGACGUUCCCGAGUUUGGCAGUCUAGAUUAUGAACUUGAUCGUGCCGUGGACCGGCUAAUCUGUAUUACAACCAUCAUACGAAACUUCUCCUUCGCCGAAUCGAACUACCCGCUACUGGCUCUCCCCUUCGUUGUCCGCUUUAUGUCAACGAUAAUACGAUACCUAGGGACAAGAAACUUGCUCUUACGAAACCACCAAAACACACUGGAUUUCAUGAAAGACGCCGUCAUCUAUCUUAGCAAUGUGUCCCACUACAUCCAACUGCCCGGUAAAGACGAAGCGCAAUGUAUCCUCCACUUCCUCCUCUCCUUCACUCCAACACCCAUGCCGACCUCUUUCGGUCCCAACACGAUCAUGUUCACACCAUACAACCCGAGCAUACACAGAUACAUGCACGCAGCCGUAGACAGCCUCGCCAAGCUCCUCGCGCGCGACGACCCGAAUCGCACCUACUUCAAAUCCAUAUUCGCUCAAGACAGCAAUAGCAACAUCAGCUCCAACGCUAACACCAACUUUACAAACGGCAACGUCAACGCUAACUGCGACAGGCACAGCAGCACACCCCCACCCCAAUCCGAAACGCAGUCUCCAAUCCCGACCACAACAACCACAAUACAGACGUCCACCCCUUACUCCGCCCCCAACGAACUCCUAACCCGCACCUUCGGCCUCUCCAUCGCCGCCAUCCCCGAACACAUGCGCGGCAACAUCAUCACCAUCGUCGACGCGCGCAAGCCGCUCCUCAUCCAGUCCAUGCUGGCAGCGGACAUUCUCGCCUCGUUUGCGGAUAAUACGCUGGCGCGUGCCUGGCUGGAGUCGACGGAUGGGUUUGCGAUUAGUUUGUUGAGGUUGGUGUGUUUAUUGAGUACGGAUCGGACGGGUGGUGGAGGGGGUUCGGGGGGACAUAGAGGCGGUGGACAGGGAGGGCAUGGUGGUAGGGCUGCGGAUGCUGAUGUACAUGGGUAUGGAUCUAUUACGUCGAGGGGUUUGGGGGUUCUAGUGAAGCUUGCGGGGAAGGCAAGGGUUGGGGAUGGUGGUGGUGGGAGUGCUGGUGUUGUGAGUAAGGUGCCCAUUCCGCCGCUGGGUGUUUUCCCGAAGAAGGAGAAUCUGCUUGGUGCGCUGUUGACGCCGAAUAUUGAUCCGAAUGUUGUGAGGCAGCUUUGCGAGUAUGCGGGAUUGGGGUAUUGA
Molecule: messenger RNA, 3291 nt
Organism: Paracoccidioides brasiliensis Pb18
Exons: 1
Coding region: 1-3291 (1096 amino acids)
Biological process (GO): regulation of transcription by RNA polymerase II
Cellular component (GO): nucleus; SWI/SNF complex
Molecular function (GO): transcription cis-regulatory region binding
Source: RefSeq, a predicted model, not a curated record